Molecule: messenger RNA, 924 nt
Organism: Guillardia theta CCMP2712
Lineage: Eukaryota; Cryptophyceae; Pyrenomonadales; Geminigeraceae
Exons: 2
Biological process (GO): RNA methylation
Molecular function (GO): methyltransferase activity
Source: RefSeq, a predicted model, not a curated record
AAGGAGCUGCCGUGGUGUGGCGGAUGGCAGCUGCCCAUGGACGACAGAGCGCUGAGGCUUCGUGCUGCUAACGACGACGUGGGAGCUCUCCGAGAAUGGUUGCUUGCUGCAUGCAAGUCUGGGGUCGUGACCAGGCAAGAGAUAGCCUCCAUGAUCCCUGUUGCCGUGCUGGAUGUGAGGAGAGAGCAUGCUAUCCUUGACCUGUGUGCCUCACCGGGCUCGAAGACCUCGCAGGCGAUUGACAUGAUGUUCAGCGGCAAGAGCAGCAGCCUUGCAGAUGCUGGGUUUGUUGUAGCCAACGAACUUUGCGAGAAGAGGGCAUACAUCCUUGCGAAGAGAUGCUCGGAGCUAUCCUCUGCGUCCUCGUGCGUACUGGUCACCUCGCACAGAGCUCAGAUCUUCCCCUCCUCCGUCAACGACGGCACUGGCGAGUUCGAUCGUAUCAUCUGCGACGUCCCUUGCAGCGGCGAUGGGACUUUUCGCAAGUACCGAGACAAGUGGAGACAUUGGCAUCACUUUCAAGGGAGACAGCUUCAUUCUCUGCAGCUUCAGAUUGCCUUGCGAUCCAUCGCCCUGCUCAAGGUUGGCGGCCUCGUGAGUUACUCCACCUGUAGCCUGAACCCCAUGGAGGACGAGAGCGUCGUGGCGGCACUGCUGGAGAGGUGUGGAGGAGCGGUAGAGCUGGUGCCCUGCAGGCACCAUCUCGGUGACUUUGUGACGGCGAGGGGGAUGAGGUCAUGGAAGGUUCUGGACGACGACUGUUGCGAGAUCCCCUCCUACGAGGCAGCGCGAGAGAGGCUGGGGGCAGGAGGCAAGCGGUACAGGAGGACGAUGUGGCCGCAAGGAGAGAGGGCGGAUCUCGAGCACUGCCUCCGCCUCUAUCCUCAUCUGAAUGACACUGGAGGCUUCUUCGUUGCUCUCCUG